CGCGCAUUUUGGAUCAAGUCUUUGUUUAAUAGUAGCUUAUGUCACUUACACCAGAAAUCGUUGCACAAGACGUGUUGUUUGCAGGUCCUCCUCCCACGACAUCUGGUGGAUCUUUUAAAGAGCUCUAUGAAUCCAUUCGCUCGAAAUCGCUGGUCGAUCUGAUCCUUGGUCAAACAUACACGUUGAUCAGGACAUCUACUGAUCUAAAUGAUUCUAUAACCCUUUGGGAAAUCCGUCUUCUUGUGUUAGUAUUCAACAAUCGGAUAACCCAAGCAAAAUAUGAGGCCGUCUGUUUGAACAAUGUGCUUUAUCUAGCUGAAAAUGAUAAUGUUGCACCUGCUGCUGUCAGUUCAAUUCCACCCAACCCACAAAACCAACGGGUGUACCCGCUCCCACGCAACAACAAUGGAGUCAUAGAUCACAAGUUCUUGGUCCUUCUUCUUCGGUUGAAAUCUGUACCGAAUAUGUCCCUUGUAAAUGAGUUCUACAAGCUUUGCUAUCAACUCCGAUUGAAAUCUGAUAAUUACUCCCUGGACCAGUUACUGGUUAAGUUGAUGAACUUGAGCUUUGAUAUUCUGGUGAUUUUAAUCAUCAACAAAGACUAUUUGACGCUUUUGAACUUGCUAGACUCGAUGAAACUGGAGAUAGAGUUGGAUAAAAGUGAGCUAUACGCUAGUGUUUUGAGUGGGGUCAAACUCCUCAGUAUCUUGACAAAAAUCUUGAUUUUUGACCAAACCCAAACUCCCAGAGAUGCUAUCAAGCGGCAGUUACGAACCUCACAUCUGGAUGAUUUCCAUUUGGUUGUAGAUAGCGCAUUAGAUGAUUUGGUGUACGUUCUCAACAACAUCAGUCCCAUUUACUCGGCAACCUUGACAGAAAAGGACGAAAGAACCGCCGCUACGGAUAUUUCUAAGGCUGAUAUCGAUCUUGAUAGGCUUGUGCUGAUGGUUUUAGAAGGAAAAAUCACUGGCCGGAUCUUGUGCAGUUUAUUGGGAAUGUGGGACUUGAAGAACAACUUCAAAUUUGCUAUUGAAGAGUCGGAAUUUUUGGGCGAAGAUUUGGUGCUGAUCAGUAAUCCAACGGUCUCUGACUGUUGUGCGUUGAUUCGUAUGGACUGGCUCAAACAUAUAAAUAAGGUGUAUGGAUUGGAAUAGGUUAAGUCUACAUAUAGAGGUUGUAGCCCUAAGUGUGUGGGCUGUGACUGGUUUUGCUUUUCGCGGGAACGGGAAUUGGCGCUUUUGUGCCACUUGCACCUCAUUCGCACCAGGGAAAUUUUUCAGUGUGAGAAAUUUUUAAACCUUUUUUAAUAUUGAAUAAUUAACUAAUUGCAUCAAAAUGGCUGUCCAAGACGUUGUUACCCGUGAAUACACCAUCAACUUGCACAAGAGAUUACACGGUGCUCACUUCAAAAAGAGAGCCCCAAAGGCUGUCAAGGCUAUCAAGAAGUUCGCUACUUUGCACAUGGGAACCUCUGAUGUCAGAUUGGACCCAAGAUUGAACGUUCAAAUCUGGAAGAGAGGUGUCCAAGGUGUUGACAAGAGAAUGAGAUUGAGAAUCUCUAGAAAGAGAAAUGACGAAGAAGACGCUAAGGAAAAGUUGUUUGCCUACGUCGAACCAGUCAUUGUUGCCUCUGCCAAGGGUUUACACACCGUGGUUGUUGACGAAGAUGAAGCUUAAAUUCUUUACCAUAAAAUAUUUAAAUAGUUAAUGUAGAAUAAGGAAUUAAUAUUCUAAGUAUUUGAAAAUAGUAUUUGAUAAUGAAUGUUCAAACAAUCAGAGAAAGUACUAGGCGAAGAAAGAACUAUUGCCAUGUGUGAAAUCUGUUGUUCAGCUAAGGCACAAAAUCCUUUCCAAGUCAACGAUUUGAAGAAAUGAAUUUAUACGUAGUCAUACAAGGAAUACGAGGGGACUCAGAGGAUAAGUAAAAUCUUUAGGCCAAGCCUACGAACUGAGGGCUCAAUUUCAUCUUUGAUUGGAAUAGUCGAUUUCGUACUUCUAAAUGACUGUUGGUAU
Molecule: messenger RNA, 2013 nt
Organism: Yamadazyma tenuis ATCC 10573
Lineage: Eukaryota; Fungi; Ascomycota; Pichiomycetes; Serinales; Debaryomycetaceae
Source: RefSeq, a predicted model, not a curated record